ACACCCCGUAGCAUCCCCUCCUCCGCUUAGCAGACAAUCGAUCUGUUGUGGACCGACGUUACCAAUGAGAGACUCCACCAUGCUGCACUCUGAGGGCAGCGCCUUACUGAAGGCCGUGUGGCAGGGUAAAUUUAGACUGACCCGCCUCUUGCUGGAAGGAGGUGCCUACAUCAACGAGGGCAACGCCCAGGGCGAGACCCCUUUGAUGGCGGCCUGCUUAGCCAAAUACGACGACCCCCAGAACAAAUCCCGCAUGGUGAAAUACCUUCUGGAGAACGGGGCGGACCCCAACAUGCCGGACAAGACGGGCAAGACGGCCCUGAUGCACGCUUGCUGCAUCCACACCGGGGCGAGCGUGGCCUCCGUGCUGCUGGAGCACGGCUCGGACCCGAGCCUGAAGGACUACUCGGGCACGUCGGCCCUCAUGUACGCGCUUAACAAGGGCGACCGGGAAACCUUAAGGGUCCUCCUGGACGCCUGCAAGGCCAGAGGGAAAGAGGUCAUCAUCAUCACCACGGACACUUCUCCUUCCGGCACUAAGAAAACCAAGCAGUAUCUCAACUCGCCCCCCUCGCCCGGAGUGGACGAGAAGCAAUCGCCGUCCGUGUGCAUGUCGCCGUCGGACAUUGACCUGAAGACAUCGCUUUCCCCGGCCAGCGAGAAGGAAGAGGCGCGGGAUGUUUUCAACUUCAACAUGGGCACCAGGCUUACCUGCCCAACAUCCAGCAAGCUAGAGGUCAAAACCUCUGACCACAUACCAACCAAGGGCAGGAUGGUCAACAAGAAACAAUUGAAAAGACUCAACUCGGAGCCUUGGGGUCUGGUGGCCCCAUCCGUCCUGGCUGCUUCUCAACUCGCCGUACCUCAAGAGAAACCCUCAGCGGAAGAGUCCGAGGAGAAGAUGAUCGCCGACGUCAACAACCUGUCCAUCCACAAAAGGCCGGUGCUUUCCAGGCGUCAUAGCGUAGAGGGGCAGGACUCGUCUUGUUUUAAGACCAGCGAGCAGUCUUCCGAGGAGGAUCCCUCCGGGCCAGACCCGUCAUGGGCUGACAAAGUUCAGUUUAGCCACCUCCACCAGCCACUCUCGAGGCGCAACACGGCGCCCGAGGCUCAGGAAACCGCCAACGUCCCCUUGGCUCCAACGAUCGGGACUAAUUUACGCGCGGCCCCUCAUCAUAAGCUGACGCGUAUGGACCACUAUGAAUCCGAUUCCCACCUUUGCCCCGAUUCCAUCCCGGGUUCUCCGGACUCUGGGCGGGUUUCCUUGGAACGGAGGAAAUACAAUGCUUCUCCAUUAACGCUUUUCACCAGUUCCUCGCGGGAAUCCUUAGAGAGCAUCCCCAGCGCCGUCUCCCCGAUGAGCGUUCGUAGGAGGACUCCGGGCCUCCUGGAAAGACGGGGCUCCGGGACUCUCCUUUUGGAUCACAUAUCUCAUACUAGGCCAGGCUUCUUGCCGCCGCUCAACGUCAACCUCAACCCUCCCAUCCCAGACAUCCGAUCCAAUGGCAAAGCUCCUUCGCCGGUGCAUGGAAGCCAGAAGACUUUGGUUCCUGUGGCCCCCAGCUCUCCGAAACACUUCGAUGCCAAAGCCAAAAAGAAACUCAUAAGACGGCAUUCUAUGCAAACUGAACAGAUCAGACAGCUGGCCAGUUUCCAGAACCUAUUUACUCAGAAUGAAUCCUCCAAUUAAAGGGAUACGUC
This is a messenger RNA of Nanorana parkeri, 1701 nucleotides long. Its product is annotated as ankyrin repeat domain-containing protein 34A-like. Gene Ontology annotation, molecular function: protein binding. Lineage: Eukaryota; Metazoa; Chordata; Amphibia; Anura; Dicroglossidae. The transcript has a single exon. Bases 65 to 1690 code for a protein of 541 amino acids. The record is from RefSeq and is a predicted model, not a curated record.